AUGAAUAUCACAAUACAAAAAGUUAAUUUCAGCGGUUUCAAAGCCAUCACCGUCGCGACCUCCCGAGCAAGGGCUUGGGCGACGCUGUCUCGAAGGACGUUCCUCUGGCAGACGGGGCCCUGGCCAGCGGACGCCCUUCCUGCCUCGGGCCGUGGGCGGGAUGCCAAAUCUCAUCAAACGCGCAAGUUGCACAGCAAUUUGGAUGCUUGUCUUCCGUCUUCUCCUGAUGACGCAAGCAAACAAGCUGAGUCACGCGUCUCAUAUAUAAGGGACGCUCUGUCAAGCUCAUUCAGUCUCCUUCUGCUCACCUUCGCAAACAUGAUCAAAGCCUUGACCUUCUUGGCUGCAGUGGCCGCAGUUUCUGCUUCUCCUCAACAAUUUUUAAAAGAUGUAACAUGUGAGGGAGCUGAUAAUGUGACCUCGUGUGAGGCUGAUCUGCAAGUCUGCAAGAACCUCUUCGCAAUUGAACAUGAUGAACAAACGAGGAGAGAAAUAUACAGGAAAUGUCUCGAUGUAAAUGGCUUCAGCCAUCUCGAUGACGUGGACCCUGAGCUCCUCUUCAGCCCCACAGACGCACAGGCUCUGGCGCUCUUUGGUUCCGAGGAGAACCACCUGGCAGUGAAGCAGUGC
Messenger RNA from Penaeus vannamei (Pacific white shrimp), 630 nucleotides. The record is from RefSeq and is a predicted model, not a curated record. NCBI's taxonomy places the organism in Eukaryota, Metazoa, Arthropoda, Malacostraca, Decapoda, Penaeidae.